Molecule: messenger RNA, 729 nt
Organism: Penicillium lagena
Lineage: Eukaryota; Fungi; Ascomycota; Eurotiomycetes; Eurotiales; Aspergillaceae
Product: PEX11 domain protein
Exons: 3
Coding region: 1-729 (242 amino acids)
Biological process (GO): regulation of peroxisome size; peroxisome fission
Cellular component (GO): peroxisomal membrane
Source: RefSeq, a predicted model, not a curated record
AUGGCCCACACUUAUCCAGCCCGUUCGACGGCGUCACUCUCCAAACAACUGGCCAAUUUCACCAAUUCGACCGCCGGCCUCGAUUUGACUCUACGCCUAAUCCAUGCUCUCGUUCUGAUUGGGGCAGAGCUGAAUCUUGAUAAUACUACUGUCACAAAGUGUGCGAUAGCGGCGUCCCAGCUAGCACUCGCGAGGCGGUAUCUCCGGUUCUUCUGUUUUCUGGAUUUUUUCCAGAAUGUCCAAGACCUCCUGGCCGGAGGUUCUUCGGCCGGAACCAUGAUGAUGAUGCUAGAGGUGGUAGAAUCCAGCUGCCUAGGGCUUUAUUUUCUUUUAGAGGACUUGACUAUGCUGCAUGACAUGAAUAUCUACUUGGUCUCCUGGUACAUGCCCAUCCUGCUCGAAGCCAACAAGUUUUGGUUCUAUGCUAUCUGCAUAUCAAUCGCAAGGACAUCCAAGGAGCUCGUGCUUGGUUCAGCGGGACCAAGCACUGCAAGUGGAUCUUCAGGUACAGAUGAAAAGAAAAAGAAAAAGGCCAAGGAAAUUACUCCCUCGAAACCAGCUCUAUCGACUAUAUCCCUACUGAACCGGAUUGUCAUUGACAGUUUGGAUCUGACACUUCCUGGGUCUUUCCUGGGAUGGAUUCCCCUCGAGACGCUGGGAAUUGGAAUGGCAAUGCUGGUGAGCACUGUGCUUGUCUGGCCAACUGCUUGGGCGAAAGCUCAACAGUAA